AUGGCGAACAUGAUCCAGCCACAGAUUCCGAAGCUGAUGAAGACCAAUUACGACAACUGGAGUAUCCAGAUGAAAGUCUUGCUCGGCUCGCAAGACUUGUGGGAUCUCGUAGAGAAUGGCUACACUGAACCGGAGUCACCUGCAGCAGAAGCAACUCUCACCGCCACUCAGAAGAGUGAGUUGAAGGAGGUCAGAAAAAGAGACAAAAAAGCUUUGUUCCUAAUAUUCCAAGGCGUAGAUGAAUCUGCGUUUGAGAAGAUUUCCAAUGCCCUGUCCUCUAAAGAAGCAUGGGAGAUUUUACAAAAAUCCUAUCAAGGUGCGGAAAGAGCCAAAAAGGUACGCCUCCAAGCAUUAAGAGUUGAAUUUGAAAAUUUGAAGAUGAAAGCUACAGAAUCAAUAUCGGAUUAUUUUAGUAGAGUUCAGACAAUAACAAAUCAAAUGAAGAGAAAUGGAGAAGCAAUUAAUGAUGUAAGAAUUAUGGAGAAGAUACUUAGGACUUUAGACUCUAAAUUCAAAUAUAUUAUUCCGGCAAUACAAGAGUCUAAAGAUCUUUCCGAAGUAUCUAUUGAUGAGCUGCAAGGUUCUCUGCAAGCUUAUGAACAAGAUAUAAACAUUAGUUCAAAUCAAGCGGAGAAUCUAGAACAAGCCUUGCAGAGUAAGAUGACUAUCAAAGAAGAUAGUCGAAGAGGACGUGGAGGCUACAGAGGCAGAGGCUCAUUUCGAGGUGGCUCAAACUUCCAGCAAGGUCGUAGGAGACAGUACCAAGGAGGCCAUGAAAAUCAAGAUCGAAAUAGAGAUCGUGAACGAUCAUUCGAUCGAGGACGAGGUCGUGGCACACGAGGACGAGGACAAGGAAGAAGUUACCAUGAGGACAGAUCUCAACCACAGUGUUACAAAUGUAAGAGAUACGGUCAUCUCAGCUACGAAUGUUGGGAGAAAUCAAAUCAAGUGGCAGAAAUAAGUAACUUUGUAGAAAGGGAGAAGGCAGACACUUCAACAGUCCUGCUGACAUACCAGGAGAGCGAAAGCAAGAAUAAAGAUAUCUGGUAUCUAGAUUCAGGUGCCAGUAACCACAUGUGCGGCAUCAAGGAGUUCUUUACCGAGCUGAACGAGAUGGUACAAGGAGAUGUCUCACCUUUGGAGAUCAGUCAAAGAUUCCAGUGA
This is a messenger RNA of Asparagus officinalis (garden asparagus), 1164 nucleotides long. RefSeq lists its product as uncharacterized. The transcript has a single exon. The record is from RefSeq and is a predicted model, not a curated record. Lineage: Eukaryota; Viridiplantae; Streptophyta; Magnoliopsida; Asparagales; Asparagaceae. Gene Ontology annotation, molecular function: zinc ion binding; nucleic acid binding. Bases 1 to 1164 code for a protein of 387 amino acids.